AUGGAUGCUGCGGGAAGGGGCUGCCAUUUGCCGCCCCUGCCAGCGGCGCGCAGACCUGUCCGCCCUCCGGCGGUGGCGGCCGCUGUCAGCGCUGUUCGUCUGUCCGGCUUCUGCAGCGGCGCCGCCUCGGCUCCCUCCGCGGCCGCCGGAGCGGUCGCCAUGAACCCCAGCUCCUCGGCGGCAGAGGAGAAGGGGGCAACGGGCGGCAGCAGCAGCAGCGGAAGCGGCGCCGGGAGCUGCUGCCUGGGCGCCGAGGGCGGUGCGGACCCGAGGGGCGCGGGGGCAGCGGCGGCGGCUGGGGCCGCUGCCCUGGAAGAGCCCGGGGCCGCCGGCCCGAAAGAGAAGGACGAGGCGCUGGAGGAGAAGCUGCGGAACUUAACUUUCCGGAAGCAGGUCUCUUACAGGAAAGCAAUCUCCCGGGCGGGCCUGCAGCACCUGGCUUCUGCACAUCCCCUCAGCCUUCCUGUGGCAAACGGGCCAGCGAAGGAGCCCAGAGCGACUCUGGACUGGAGUGAAAAUGCCGUGAAUGGAGAGCACCUGUGGCUGGAGACCAACGUCUCGGGAGACCUGUGCUACCUGGGGGAGGAGAACUGCCAAGUCAGAUUUGCAAAAUCAGCUCUCAGGAGGAAGUGUGCGGUCUGUAAGAUCGUCGUCCACACCGCCUGCAUCGAACAGCUAGAAAAGAUUAAUUUCAGAUGUAAACCAACAUUUCGAGAAGGGGGCUCAAGAUCACUGAGAGAAAAUUUUGUGCGUCAUCACUGGGUACACAGGCGUCGGCAGGAGGGAAAAUGUAAGCAGUGUGGUAAGGGCUUCCAGCAAAAAUUCUCCUUCCACAGUAAAGAGAUUGUGGCCAUCAGCUGUUCCUGGUGCAAGCAGGCGUUUCACAAUAAGGUGACCUGCUUCAUGCUGCAUCAGAUUGAGGAACCCUGCUCCCUGGGGGCUCACGCCGCCGUUAUUGUCCCGCCCACCUGGAUCAUUAAGGUGAAGAAACCUCAGAACUCGCUGAAAGCUUCAAAUCGGAAGAAGAAGAGAACAAGCUUUAAAAGAAAAGCCAGUAAAAGAGGAACUGAAGUAAGUGAAAACAAAGGUCGUCCUUUUGUGAUAAAACCUAUCUCUUCUCCUCUCAUGAAACCCUUGCUUGUGUUUGUGAACCCCAAGAGUGGAGGCAACCAGGGAACCAAAGUCCUGCAGAUGUUCAUGUGGUACCUGAAUCCACGGCAAGUCUUUGAUCUUUCUCAGGAAGGGCCAAAAGAUGCGCUUGAAUUAUAUAGGAAAGUACCAAAUCUGCGGAUUCUGGCCUGUGGUGGGGAUGGAACGGUGGGCUGGAUCCUUUCCAUUCUGGAUGAACUGCAGCUGAGCCCUCAGCCUCCGGUUGGGGUCCUUCCUCUGGGGACUGGGAACGACCUGGCUCGAACUCUCAACUGGGGAGGGGGCUACACUGAUGAACCUGUUUCUAAGAUCCUUUGCCAAGUAGAAGAUGGGACAAUUGUACAGCUAGAUCGCUGGAACCUCCAUGUGGAAAGAAACCCAGACUUGCCUCCAGAAGAACUUGAAGAUGGCGUGUGUAAGCUUCCUCUGAAUGUUUUCAAUAAUUACUUCAGCCUCGGAUUUGAUGCCCACGUCACGCUGGAGUUCCAUGAAUCCAGAGAAGCAAAUCCAGAGAAAUUCAACAGUCGUUUUCGAAAUAAAAUGUUCUAUGCAGGGGCAGCUUUUUCUGAUUUCCUACAGAGAAGCUCUAGAGAUUUAUCCAAGCAUGUUAAAGUUGUCUGUGAUGGAACAGAUCUCACCCCAAAGAUUCAGGAACUGAAGUUCCAGUGUAUAGUAUUUUUAAAUAUACCCAGAUAUUGUGCUGGCACAAUGCCUUGGGGGAACCCAGGAGAUCACUAUGACUUUGAACCUCAGCGUCAUGAUGAUGGUUAUAUUGAAGUCAUUGGAUUCACCAUGGCCUCUUUGGCUGCCCUGCAAGUCGGGGGCCACGGAGAAAGGCUGCACCAGUGUCGGGAGGUCAUGCUGCUAACUUACAAAUCCAUGCCCAUGCAAGUGGAUGGGGAGCCCUGUAGGUUGGCCCCGGCUAUGAUUCGGAUCUCGUUGAGGAAUCAGGCCAACAUGGUACAGAAGAGCAAGAGGAGGACGUCCAUGCCUUUACUCAAUGAUCCCCAGUCUGUCCCAGACCGUCUGAGGAUCCGGGUGAACAAAAUCAGUUUACAAGACUAUGAAGGAUUCCACUAUGACAAAGAGAAACUCCGGGAAGCUUCCAUCCCUCUGGGUAUUCUAGUUGUGCGUGGAGACUGUGAUUUGGAGACUUGCCGUAUGUACAUAGAUCGCCUGCAGGAGGACCUGCAGUCAGUUUCUUCUGGCUUCCAGAGAGUUCAUUACCAGGACCACGAAACCUCCUUCCCCAGGGCGCUCUCAGCUCAGAGACUCUCCCCACGGUGGUGCUUUCUAGAUGCUACUUCUGCUGAUCGCUUUUAUCGAAUAGACAGAUCUCAGGAACAUUUGCACUUUGUGAUGGAGAUUUCUCAAGAUGAGAUUUUUAUUCUGGACCCAGAUAUGGUGUUGUCACAGCAGGCAGGGACACCCCCAGGAAUGCCUGAUCUGGUGGUGGAGCAAGCCUCGGGAAUGACAGACUGGUGGAAUCCUGCCCUCCGGAAACGCAUGCUGAGUGACAGCGGGCUGGGAAUGAUAACUCCGUAUUACGAAGACUCAGAUCUGAAAGAUUUCAGCCACUCCCGAGUGCUACAGUCACCAGUCUCUUCAGAAGAUCACGCAAUUUUGCAGGCAGUAAUAGCUGGUGAUCUUAUGAAGCUAAUAGAAAGCUAUAAAAAUGGAGGCAGCCUGCUAAUUCAGGGACCAGACCACUGUUCACUCCUUCACUACGCAGCUAAAACCGGCAAUGGGGAGAUUGUGAAAUAUAUCCUUGACCACGGACCUUCUGAGUUAUUGGAUAUGGCAGACAGUGAAACGGGUGAGACCGCACUGCACAAGGCAGCUUGCCAGCGGAACCGGGCUGUGUGCCAGCUUCUGGUGGACGCAGGAGCAUCUCUGAGAAAAACGGACUCCAAGGGUAAGACACCUCAAGAGAGAGCACAGCAGGCUGGGGACCCGGAUUUGGCAGCCUACCUAGAAAGCCGCCAGAACUAUAAGAUCAUUGGCCAUGAGGACCUGGAAACUGCUGUUUGACCCUGGUAGACAGGCUGAGAGAAUCUGAAUGAGCAUAUCACCUGUGCCCUCCUGGUGAUUGGGCAGCUCCCCUGGAAGAAGCUCAUGGAAUCCAUAAAUCUGUCUCUCUCCUGCAAGAAUCUAUCUGAGACCAUGCCACCAGUUUUAAGGGCUACCAAGAUGUACAACAGAACAUGAUAGCCCACUGAGGACGAGGCAGGAUACCUGGAGAUUUGUGGAAUACAAAUUCCACAAAAUUCGAUCCUUAUUGCUUCCAGCAAGUAGCAUGAACUUCUGU
This is a messenger RNA of Eubalaena glacialis (North Atlantic right whale), 3457 nucleotides long. RefSeq names its product diacylglycerol kinase iota (gene DGKI). NCBI's taxonomy places the organism in Eukaryota, Metazoa, Chordata, Mammalia, Artiodactyla, Balaenidae. The transcript is spliced from 33 exons. The coding region runs from base 1 to 3180 and encodes 1059 amino acids. Gene Ontology annotation, biological process: lipid phosphorylation; intracellular signal transduction; diacylglycerol metabolic process. Gene Ontology annotation, molecular function: protein binding; ATP-dependent diacylglycerol kinase activity. The record is from RefSeq and is a predicted model, not a curated record. Gene Ontology annotation, cellular component: nucleus.